Rhinichthys klamathensis goyatoka is the source of this 2634-nucleotide messenger RNA. RefSeq lists its product as uncharacterized. The coding region runs from base 1 to 2634 and encodes 877 amino acids. NCBI's taxonomy places the organism in Eukaryota, Metazoa, Chordata, Actinopteri, Cypriniformes, Leuciscidae. The record is from RefSeq and is a predicted model, not a curated record. Gene Ontology annotation, molecular function: GTP binding. The transcript is spliced from 5 exons.
AUGCAUCAAGCCACCCACUACAGCCGCUUGCAGAGGAUACAAGUCGUCAGGAUGCAGACCAUCAAGGGACACAACCACUUGGGCACCGUGAAGGAAGUCGACCCUGCAGACUUUGAUCGUCAGUAUGCCGAUCCAGCUGCACCAGACAGUCCCCCAUUCGCACCACACACACCUCGAGAGACCCAGGUAACACCUCGGCCCACCAGUGAGCAGCAGAGACCUGCUGUUCAGUCUCCAACGAAGCACGUUUUAGCUUUAGGCCACAUCUUGAAAAUGGCAGAAAGGAUUGAAGGUCUGAAUUUGGUGUUACUGGGAAAAAUGGGAGCUGGGAAGAGUGCAUCAGGAAACACAAUACUGGGAAGAAAAGCUUUUGAAUCAAAGGAAAGUUUCACUUCUGUCACACAAGAUGUUGCUGUUGAAUAUGGGUGGGUCUGUGGACGACGGGUCACUGUUUAUGAUACACCAGGAUUAUUCAACACAAAGCUCAGUGAAGAGGAGAUUCAGCAGAUGAUAAAUGAAAAUGUUCUUCAGAGAUGUGAAUCAGGUCGCUGUGUGUUUCUGCUGGUCAUCAAAGCUGACAGAUUCACUGGAAAAGAGAGAGAAACUGUGGAGAAGAUUGAGAAGCUGUUAGGAGAAGAACGCUUAAAGAAAACCUGGAUUCUCUUCACUGGCAGAGAUGAACUAGAGGAAGAUAACAUGUCAAUAGAUGAAUUCGUCUAUGAGACUGAAUCACUGAUGAGACUGGUUCAGAAAUAUGAUCAGAGAUACCAUGUGUUCAACAACAAGAAGAGAGAACCUAAUGGACAAGUUCAAGAGCUGCUUACAAAAAUAUAUUCAACAUACCCUGACACAAUAGGUGAGGAGUUAGCAAUGGAGAUCAUGAGAAGUGUUUAUAUAUCCAGUCCUGGACUGUGCGUUUUUCUCAUUGCUCUUAGCGUAAUUGACAGAUUCACUGAACAGGAGCUGCCAAUUCCUCAGAUCAUUGAGAUGCUUGGAGAAGAAGUGUUAAAAUACUCCAUCAUUCUCUUCACUCGUGGAGAUGAUGAAGAGCUGCUGAGGCCGAUUCCAGUCAGACUUCUUGAUGAACCAGACACUUCCAGAUGGAUUGUUCUUCUGGGUAAAACUGGUGUUGGGAAGAGUGCAGCUGGAAACACAAUACUGGGACAGAGAGAGUUCAGAUCUGAGAGGAGUUUGAGAUCAGUAACCUGUGAAUGUUCAGAUAAACACGCCACUGUUUCAGGCAGAUCUGUGACUGUAGUUGAUACUCCUGGAUUCUUUCACACAGAGAUGAAAGAUUAUGAGUUAAUGUCAGAGAUAGCGUGGAGUGUUUAUUUAUUCAGUCCUGGACCGCACGCUUUCAUCAUUGUGAUUAAUCUGAGUAUGAUAUUCAUUGAACAGGAGCAGCAGAUUGCAGAACAGAUUAAAACACUGUUUGGUGAAGAAGUGUUAAAAUACUCCAUCGUUCUCUUCACUCAUGGAGAUCUGCUAGAAGGAAAGCCCAUGAAGAAACUCAUUUUAGAGAGCAGUAGAUUAAGAGAUCUAGUUGAUCAGUGUGGAGGCAGAUUUCACGUCUUCAACAAUAGAGAUGUGAAUAACAGAGAUCAGGUGAAUGAUCUACUGCAGAAGAUUGACACAAUGAUAGAGCAGAAUGGAGGAGGACACUACAGUAAUCAGAUGCUUAAAGAUCCUCUGAGAUUCAGACGAGAGAAAGAAGAGAGGAGACAAAGAGAGGAAAAGGAGAGAAAACAACAAGAGAAGAAACUAAGACAAGAGGAGUUUGAGAGAGCAAUAAAAUACACAGAGGAGAGAAUCAGAGCAGAGUUUGAAGGUCCACCAAGAUUUUUACAAGAAAGACUUAAAGCAAUAAGACUGAGAGAGGAACAAUGGGAGAAGAUUGAGAGAGAAAGGAGACAGAACACAGGAGUUCUGUACAUUGGGUGGUUUGUAGUCCCCGAUCAAAAGGGAAUAGAAAUGAUUAGAAAACAAGAGGAGGAACAUAGACAAGAGGAGAUUGAGAGAGUGAUAAAGGAGACAGAGAGGAGAAUCAGAGAAGAGUUUGAAGGUCCACCAAGAUUUUUACUAGAAAGAUUUAAAUUAAUGAGACUGAGCGAGGAAGCGGAGAAAACACACCGAGAGGAGAUUGAGAGAGUGAGAAAGGAGACAGAGAGGAGAGUCAGAGAAGAGAUUGAAGGUCCACCAAAAUUUUUACUAGAAAGAUUUAAAUCAAUGAGACUGAGCGAGGAAGCGGAGAAAACACACCGAGAGGAGAAACAAAGACAAGAGAUUGAGAGAAAGGAGACAGAGGAGAGAGUCAGAGCAGAGUUUCAUGGUCCACCAAGAUUUUUACAAGAAAGGCUUAAAGCAAUGAGACUGAGCGUGGAAGAGAGGAUACAACAAGAGGUGGAACGAGAGGAGGAACAACAGGAGCAGUUUGAGAGAUUCUUUGACCACCCGUUUACAUCAGUGAGACAUGGGUACAGACUGCAUGAUAUGAGGGAUAUGAGAGAGAUGGAAAUGAGACAUAUGGAAAUCAUACGUAAGGAAAUGCAGAUUGAACUACAAGAGGAGAUUGAGAGAGUGAUAAAGGAAACGGAGGAGAACAUCAGAGCAGAGUUUAAAUGUCCACCAAGAUGA